AUGGGUAAUGAACACGGCAAAAAAUCAACGGCUGGACCGACAGAAUUAACUCCGCAGCGUAUUACUUUACUCAAAACAAAUACCAAAUAUUCCGAGCAAGAAAUACGAGAUUGGCAUGAGGGAUUUUUGCGUGAUUGUCCUAAUGGUAAACUUGACAAGAAGCAAUUUACUGCAGUUUACAAACAAUUUUAUCCAACUGGCAAAGCCGACAAUUUUUGCAAAUAUGCUUUUGACACAUUUGAUGCCAAUGGCGAUGGCUCAAUCGAUUUCGACGAGUUUCUUUUAGCCAUUUCAGCUACAAGUCACGGUGAUAUUGAUGACCGUCUUUCUGUUGCUUUCGAUAUGUAUGAUAUUUCUGGCGAUGGACAAGUUGAUUUAAAGGAGCUAACAAAAUUAAUUUCGGCUAUAUAUGACCUUACUGGCACAACCGAUCGUAAAGGCGAUAACGAUCCAAAACAUCGUGCUGCAGAAAUCAUCAAAAAGGUCGAUGCCAGUGGUGACAAGAAAUUGAGCAAAGCUGAAUUCAUUGCAGGAUGCAAAAAUGAUCCACAUAUUCGUAACAUGCUUGCUCCAAACGUUUAA
Molecule: messenger RNA, 582 nt
Organism: Rotaria socialis
Lineage: Eukaryota; Metazoa; Rotifera; Eurotatoria; Philodinida; Philodinidae
Source: the annotation of a GenBank genome assembly